GCGAGGUUCUGCGCGGGCGCGGAAGAAGGGCGGCGCGUGGCGGAAGGCAGGCUUGCUCCGCGGGGUGGGGGAGGGUAUCCGGCUUAGCGGGGCUGCGGUGGACACCACUUCUUAAUGUCGGGGGUCUUCGCGGCGCUCACCUCGGCUCCUGGGGUUCAGGACGGUACGCAGCAGCCACCUUCGCGCCGAAGGCAGUAGGGCGCCACGGAGAGGAACCGCUGUAGGCACGUAAGGCCUCGUGAAGUUGCGUCGCACGCGGAGCACUGUGGGACUUGUAGUUCUGGAGAUGGAGCGAGCUGUGCCGCUGGCGGUACCGCUGGGUCAGACAGAGGUGUUCCAGGCCUUGCAGCGGCUCCAUAUGACCAUCUUCUCCCAGAGCGUCUCACCGUGUGGGAAGUUUCUGGCGGCUGGCAACAAUUAUGGGCAGAUUGCCAUCUUCAGCUUGUCCGCUGCUUUGAGCUCCGAAGCCAAAGAGGAAAGUAAGAAGCCGGUGGUGACUUUCCAAGCCCAUGAUGGGCCUGUCUAUAGCAUGGUCUCCACCGAUCGACAUCUGCUUAGUGCUGGGGAUGGGGAGGUGAAGGCCUGGCUUUGGGCGGAGAUGCUCAAGAAGGGGUGUAAGGAGCUGUGGCAUCGUCAGCCUCCAUACAGGACCAGCCUGGAAGUGCCCGAGAUCAAUGCUCUGCUGCUGGUCCCCAAGGAGAACUCCCUCAUCCUGGCUGGGGGAGACUGUCAGUUGCACACUAUGGAUCUUGAAACUGGGACUUUCACGCGGGUCCUCCGGGGCCACACAGACUACAUCCAUUGCCUGGCACUGCGGGAAAGGAGCCCAGAGGUGCUGUCAGGUGGCGAGGACGGAGCUGUUCGACUUUGGGACCUGCGCACAGCCAAGGAGGUCCAGACGAUCGAGGUCUAUAAGCACGAGGAGUGUUCAAGGCCCCACAAUGGGCGCUGGAUCGGAUGCUUGGCAACUGAUUCCGACUGGAUGGUCUGUGGAGGGGGCCCAGCCCUCACCCUCUGGCACCUCCGAUCCUCCACACCUACCACUGUCUUCCCCAUCCGGGCGCCACAGAAGCAUGUCACCUUCUACCAGGACCUAGUGAGUCCCUCUCUCUCACUUCUGCCACCCCCACUGACUCUUCCCUUCAGUUGUGACCCCCGAGCACCUUCCCUGUCCUCUGCAGAUUCUGUCGGCUGGCCAGGGCCGCUGUGUCAACCAGUGGCAGCUGAGCGGGGAGCUGAAGGCCCAGGUGCCUGGCUCCUCCCCAGGGCUGCUCAGCCUCAGCCUCAACCAGCAGCCCGCUGCGCCCGAGUGCAAGGUGGGUCUGGCAGGGGCCAUGGGGUGGCUGGGAGGCAGGGGUGUGGGCAGGCCAGUCAUGCCCCUCUUUCCUCCAGGUCCUGACAGCUGCAGGUAACAGCUGCCGGGUGGAUGUCUUCACCAACCUGGGCUACCGAGCCUUCUCCCUGUCCUUCUGACCUCCGACGACACCCCCAGUCAGCCCAGGGUUUUAGAGUGUUUUUCAUUUUCUUUUUUACAAUAAAGUUUCAGGC
Mandrillus leucophaeus (drill) is the source of this 1548-nucleotide messenger RNA. It is a transcript of the gene THOC6, whose product is annotated as THO complex 6 homolog (Drosophila). Bases 287 to 1399 code for a protein of 370 amino acids. NCBI's taxonomy places the organism in Eukaryota, Metazoa, Chordata, Mammalia, Primates, Cercopithecidae. Gene Ontology annotation, biological process: mRNA export from nucleus. Gene Ontology annotation, cellular component: transcription export complex; THO complex. The record is from RefSeq and is a predicted model, not a curated record. The transcript is spliced from 11 exons. Gene Ontology annotation, molecular function: protein binding.